AUGGCAAAAGUGGAUGGUGCCACUUUCAGUGUAGAUCUUAUUGCAACUUCGUUUGACUCUAUUCGGUGUCUUGGUAACCACGAAUUUGAUGACGAAAUAAGUGGACUUGGACCGUUUUUGAAAAACGUAACUUUCCCUGUUGUAUGUGCCAAUAUAAACGUGACUGGAAUCGAUGAAAUGCAACCAGUAGUUAAACGAACCAAGUUAGACGUUGGAGGAUAUCAGGUUGGAAUCGUCGGAUACAUCACCGUUACCACUGAAUUUAUUUCUAAAACGGAUCCAGUUGUAUUUUUGGAUGAAAUGGAAAGCGUAAGACAGCAGGUGAAGGAACUUCAGAAAGAAGGUGUCAACCGUAUCAUAGCUUUAGGUCACGCAGGAAUUGAAAUGGAUAAGAAAAUUGCACGAGAAGUGGAAGGUGUUGAUAUUGUAAUCGGUGGUCACACUAACACCUUUCUCUACAAUGGCGAUCCACCAUCAAUUGAGAAACCUGAAGGGAGCUACCCGGAAGUAAUUACACAGAAGGGCGGUGAAAAAGUCCUGGUCGUCCAAGAAUUCGCUUACGGAAAAUAUCUAGGACGCUUAAAAGUUGAAUUUGAUUCGCAAGGUCGAGUUAAAUCUUGGAGUGGAAAUCCAAUACUGUUGAAUAAUAGCGUAGAACAAGAUCCCGACAUCCUUUUGAAGAUGGAACCAUUUCAGAAAAAAAUGGCGAAGUUGAUGAAGACUUUUGUCGGUCAGAGUAGCGUGCUUCUGCUUGGCAGUAAAGAGUGUCGUACGGCGGAAUGUAAUUUAGGAAACCUUAUUGCAGAUUCCAUGGUAUUUUGGUACAUACAUUCCUCUGGGGAAGAUUCAUGGAGUUCAAGUGCCAUUUCGUUAAUAAAUGGUGGUUCUAUCCGAUCAGCUAUUGAACCAGGAAAUAUUACUUACGUACAAAUAGCCGAGGCUUUACCGUUUCAAAAUUCUAUUGACAUCAUCGAAGCAACAGGAAAAUUGCUCUUAGACAUACUUGAACACUCUGUGAAAGACUAUGAUUCAAAAAAUGGGAAAUUCCUGCAGGUGUCAGGAAUAAAAGUAAUCUAUGAUUUAUCCAAACCUAACGGUCAGCGUAUUGUCAGCGUGAAAGUUAGAUGUGCCAAAUGCCUUGUUCCAACCUACGAGAAUCUGCAUCUGAAGAAAAUAUAUAAAAUCGGCCUCAGCGAUUUCUUAAUUAACGGAGGAGACGGCUAUUCAAUGAUAAAGAACAACAUUAAACAUCGAAUUAUAACGGGUAUGGACCAGAGCGAAAUACUAAUUCGUUAUUUGAAGCACUAUUCACCGGUGUUCAACGGUAUUGAAGGUCGUAUAACUCUGAAAAAUGAAACCACCAUUGUUGAUGACAGCGGAGCGACCACAAAUCGAAGACUCAAUAUAAAAAAUUGGAUGAUGAUCAUUAUAUCUGUUGCCUUAACAAUGUUACAUGAAUCUCUAAAUUAGUACUCAAUAAGAGUUUUGUUAUUGUUGUUGCUAUUAUUUGUUAAUGUAUGUCAUUAUAAUUGACUGUUUAUUACUUCAAUAUCGUUAUUCUUAAUAAUUGUUAUUGCUUCUGUUGUUGUUGUUGUUGUUGUGGUUGUUUUUGUUGUUAUUGCUGUUUAAUCCCCUGGUCAGCUCUGAAUAAGUAAGCCCAUAUUCAAACGAAUGCUAACCAUUAUUAUUACGUCUAAUUUUCUAUAAUGGUGAACAUCAAACUAUAUUACCCAGUAUGAACCAUUUUAAGACAGAACAAGACGAUACAACCCCUAGGUCAGUGUUUCUCAACCUAUUUUCCCUCCGUCCCCACUAUAACUUUCCAGAAAAAUGUCUGCCCCACCGGUGGAUGGAAAACAAAUUUAUUUUCAAUAUUUCAUAAUUAUAUACUUUCCUUCAAGAAAUAUCCACACUAGAACAUUAGAAUAGCUCUAUACUGUAGCAAACAGACAUCACACAAUAUGCUUCACUGGAGGGAUUGGUUUGGCUAGGCUGAGUAUAGGUGUUGUACGUUUGCUAUGAAAAAA
Molecule: messenger RNA, 2027 nt
Organism: Octopus sinensis (East Asian common octopus)
Lineage: Eukaryota; Metazoa; Mollusca; Cephalopoda; Octopoda; Octopodidae
Product: 5'-nucleotidase-like
Exons: 10
Coding region: 1-1470 (489 amino acids)
Biological process (GO): AMP catabolic process
Cellular component (GO): plasma membrane
Molecular function (GO): 5'-nucleotidase activity
Source: RefSeq, a predicted model, not a curated record